This is a messenger RNA of Ascoidea rubescens DSM 1968, 2781 nucleotides long. RefSeq lists its product as uncharacterized. NCBI's taxonomy places the organism in Eukaryota, Fungi, Ascomycota, Saccharomycetes, Ascoideales, Ascoideaceae. The coding region runs from base 120 to 2597 and encodes 825 amino acids. The record is from RefSeq and is a predicted model, not a curated record. The transcript has a single exon.
GUUCGCUAAACACUUUCAGACAGACGCGUCACGUGCCAGAUCAUACCAAUUGAAGGCGAUUCGACUGGACGAAAACCUGCCUUUUUCAGCCAGAGUUUUUGGCUGACAAUGUGAUUGUGAUGCUUAAGACGUUUACUCCUUCACCACAGGCAGUUUUCCGAAUCCACAGGAUACUAAGGCCUUUGUCUUGCAGUUCAAAGACAUGCUUUGGUCUUGCUAUCUUGAAUGCUUCCUGUCAAAAGUCGUGCUUUUCAAACCAGCCGAAACAUACAGCUUUGUGUUUGAGCAAGGUUGGUAGCAGAAAAAAAAGUACUUAUGAUCUCGCUUCCUCGACGCCAGCAGCUAGAAAUCUUUUUCCUGAACAAAUGAAGGUUCUUUUUAUCAAAAGACUUGAAAAAACCUUGAUUGGAUUGGAUACCCUAAUAGCUCGGAAAUCUCUAGACACUUCUGUGCCUCUGAAAAAAACUCUAGAAACGUUUAAUGGUGCUGUUUUGAAUAAUUAUCCAUUGGGACCCUUGCUUUUUUUGCUUCAAACCUCUUAUUUUUCAAAAAAUCCACACAGUGGUUUAAUGAUACAAGAGCUAUAUAACGAUUUACUACUAAAUGAUUUGGAAAAGAACUUUGCUAAUAAAGAGUUUUUAAAAAAGACUCAUUUCGAUUUAUUGUCGAUAUAUUUGUCAAUUGGAUUCAAUGAUUCUGCUUGUUUGUUUUUCUACAUCUCAUCUAAAUUACUUUUGAAAAGAAAUUUUAAAAGAAUUGAAUAUUUUCUUGUAAAUUUUGUUAAAUUCAAUUCUACUGCUGAUUUACCCAGUCUUCAAAGUUUAAUUCAUGCUCUUCUUACCCACACAAAUCUUCAAAUUCCCAAAUAUGAUCCUAAUGACAAAAGUUCUGAAAAAAAAAAUGUUUUAAAUCUAAUCAAUUUUAUCUUUUCAUUAGAUGAUUCAAAUCUCAAAAUGAAAAUACUCGUCAAUUUUUUAAUAAAUCUAUCAAUCAUUGAACAUAAAAUGGAAAUAGGGUCUGGCUUAGCCUUUCUUUUUUUAGAUUCGAUUGGAAAAGAGUUUAUAUUAAAUCUCACCAUCAAAAAGCUAAUUGAUUCUUUGUUAAUUUAUAAUCCGAUUUAUCAGGAAAUUCAAAUUGAUCUAAUUUUAAAAUUACUUGAAGCCUUUGAUAUUGAAUAUUCAAAUCUGAUACAAUUACUAUUGUUUGAAAAGGUUUUCAAUUCAGAGUUUAAUAGUAGUUCCACUUCUCCAUCUGAAAAAAUACACUUUCAAAAUUCACCAAUAAUGAUACCUUUCAUGUCCAAUAACUUAUUUUUGUUCUCCUUUGCAAAAUCUAAAAAAAAUUUAUCCUCGGACCCUAAUAAUCUAAAAUUCAUAAAUAUGAAAAAUAUUUUACUAUCUUAUUCAAAUAAAUUAAUUCAAACAAAUAUUGGACUUAAUAAUAUUUCCGCUGUUAUCUCUAUUUUCAAAAUGAUUCAAGAUGAUUUUUUCUUAAAAAAAUAUCACGAAGAAUCCGAUAUUAAUUUACUCCAAUCAGUGGUUAGAUAUUUGGAUAAAAAUAAAUAUCAUUCAUUCUCUAAAAUAAUUGUUAAAUCUAUCCCACUCAGACUAUAUCAAAACACCAAAGUAGUCCUUCUUGUUUUAAACCAUGCUGCGUCUCUUGCUGAUGUUGAAUUGUUUAAAAAAAUGAUGGAUUUUUUAUCUAAAUCUGGAAUUUCACCUGAAUCGCAUCGUUUGGUUUUAUUCUAUAUUAUUCAAUUGUAUAUUAAAACAAAUAAUCAACUUGGUGUUACAAAGGCAUUUAAAACUAUAAUAAAUCAAUUUACUAAUUUAAAUAGAAAUGAAUUUAAUUUGCUAGUUGAGUUUUUAUUAAAGAGUGGAGAAGUUAAUAAAGCUAUUGAGUUAUGUAAUAAAUAUAAACCAUCUAUGACACUGUCGGGGUUCAAUCGGAUACUACAUUAUCUAAUUAAAAACAAAAAAGUUAUUCAGUUUGAAAGCUUUAUCCACAAGCAGUUUCAAAAAAUUAUCGACGACACAUUUUACAAAGAUGGAAAAUCCGUAAUAGAAUUUUUAGAUUAUAUUUCAAUUACCUAUCUUGGAUUUUUAAUCAAAAAUUACAAGCUAAAAUACAUAAAACAAAUUUUUAUUAACUCUGAAAGACUAAAACAGAAAGUGGUAGUAGAUGACACAUUAAUACCCGAAUACUAUCUGUAUAGUUCUCCGGUUUUUUCUAAAGCGAAAGAAACAUCUCAUUCAGAAGAAAACGAUAAUAUUUUCUUUGAUAGUUUCUAUCCAAAAGCAUACAUAAAUUCAUUUGAAACCGGGUCUGAUAACUUUAUGAAACUAAAAUUUAAUCCUAGUGAGGAUGAAUUAUCAAAAAUUUCAAUAUAUUUAACAGAUAAAUCAAGAAUUAUAGCAUUAAGAUCGAUUGCUACUAACGCAAUUGAAAACGAUGAUGUUUCAACGUUGGAAUGGGUUUUGCAUGAACGACUUAGAUUUGAUGGGUCCACAAAGGAAAAAGUGUUUGGUAGUUACGAAAGAAGAUUAUCGGUACUUAAAAGAAAUAAAAAAAGAGCAUUAAAAGAAAUAAAAAGCUGAUAAUACAUGUUAGGAUUCUAAAUAAUUGGCAUUACUGUAUUAUAUAUAUAUAGAUUUUCUAAAAUAACUUGAAAAUAAAGGGUAUGUAUAACAUCAUUUUUUUCUUUUAAAAAACCAACCAGUAUUAUUUUAUCAAAUCGAUUAAAUAUGAGAAAAACAGCCUGUAUAUAAUUUCUUAAAUUUA